Molecule: messenger RNA, 1431 nt
Organism: Cryptomeria japonica (Japanese cedar)
Lineage: Eukaryota; Viridiplantae; Streptophyta; Pinopsida; Cupressales; Cupressaceae
Product: F-box/LRR-repeat protein 13
Exons: 2
Coding region: 83-1351 (422 amino acids)
Molecular function (GO): protein binding
Source: RefSeq, a predicted model, not a curated record
AAGGUAAUGUGAAAUCUAACAAACCCACUCAAGAAUUUGUGCUUUCCUCACGUCAAACAGUUUUCUUGGUUGGGCGUAUACAAUGCAAUGGCAAUGGGGGAAUGGUAGAUACCACAAGUACAUAUUGAAUCCUGCGGAGAGAUUGAGUGAAUUGUCAGAUCACAGGGACAGAUUGAGUGCCUUGCCAGAUGAUAUUCUUUGCAAUCACAUCCUCACCAGGCUUCCCCUCAAACUAGCCAUAAAAUGCUCCAUUCUUUCUCGGAGAUGGAGUUGCCUCUGGACUCGAUUGCCCAGUCUUAACUUCCCUCGUCAGUUUUUCAGGUCCGUGGCGUCAAACAGGAAAGCUAAGAUGAUAAUUAAAAAGCUUCUUCUCGCUGGCUCUGUCCAACUUGAUAGCUUCGAGCUCGAGGUUGAUAAAUCCGACUUUGAUUAUAUCUGGGAGCGCAAACUCUGCAACAAAAUUGCAGAAUGCAUUGAUAUUGCAGCUUCAAGAAAAGUCAAAAAAAUUGCCCUAAAAAACACAUACAGCUCAUGCUCUGUGCCGAGUAAUCUUUUCACCUGUGAUCGUCUAGUCGUUUUAUGUCUACAAAAUUUCGAAAUUUCCAGCAUUCCCACAAAUUUUAGUAGGUUUCCAUGUCUUAUGACUUGCUCUCUCCAGGCAAUGUUGCUCAAUGAUGGGAUCCUCGAGCAACUCAUAGCAGCAUGUCCCCGUCUCGAGAGUUUAACACUCUCUGGUUGUGAAGGGUUAACUGAUUUAAAAAUAUGCUCUCCAAUUCUUGGUUAUCUUAAUAUUGGAAUAGGGGUUGGAAUAAAUCCUGAUAACAUAGACCUCAAUUCACCAUAUUGUUUGAUACCCAAUUCGAUUACAUUGAAAUGCCCUCAAUUGGACACCCUCGUUCUCGAAACGAAUUCUGUGUUCAAGCGCAGGCCUGAGUUUUACCAGAUAAUAAAUGCUAUAUACGACUUAGGCGUGGAGAUAAAUGUGCCAAUUUGUCGGCGCUUGUGUACAAAUCUACCCUGUGUAAACAUUCUCAAUAGCUUUCCCAGCUUGGAAGAACUCUCUAUGGAUACCUAUUGUUUUCAUGACACAGUGAAUGGUAGGGUAUCAAUUCUGACAAAUCCACUGGAAAAGCUGAAGAAAGUGCACGUUAGCAUCUCAGUAUUUGGUGAGAAGGAUUUGCAUUUAGUAGGCUGCAUUCUGGAGAAUAGUCCGUCGUUGGAAACAAUGGCAGUUUCUUUGCCCUUCAGAUCAAAAAACUGUCCUCCUGCUAGCGAAUUUGAUCUCAUUCUAAUGGAUAAAUUGUUGGGUUUAGAAAGAUCUUCUGCAGAAGCAACAAUAAUCAUUAUAUAAAGGAACAUUUUAUAUAAGUGUACAGUAUGUAUAUAUUCACAAUUAAAUGCAGGAAAGGUUUCAAAAGAGUGAUUUUCCAA